Molecule: messenger RNA, 1059 nt
Organism: Melanotaenia boesemani (Boeseman's rainbowfish)
Lineage: Eukaryota; Metazoa; Chordata; Actinopteri; Atheriniformes; Melanotaeniidae
Gene: b2m
Product: beta-2-microglobulin
Exons: 4
Coding region: 94-444 (116 amino acids)
Biological process (GO): antigen processing and presentation of exogenous peptide antigen via MHC class II; immunoglobulin production involved in immunoglobulin-mediated immune response; peptide antigen assembly with MHC class II protein complex
Cellular component (GO): MHC class II protein complex
Molecular function (GO): MHC class II protein complex binding
Source: RefSeq, a predicted model, not a curated record
UCCCGACACUUUCGCUUUAGUUUGGCUCAGAGACGACGUUGGGCAGACGGAUUGUUGAAGUUGUUGACCAACAAAAGAAGAAAAAGAACCAAAAUGAAGCAUAUUCUGUGUCUUGCAGCUCUGGCAGCUCUUUGCUUGUCAGUUCAGUCCAAACUGACUCCACCAAAAGUUCAGGUGUACACCCGCGACCCUGGAGAGUUUGGAAAGGAUAACACUCUGAUCUGCCAUGUCAGCGACUUUCACCCCCCUGACAUCACCAUCCAGCUGGUGAAGGACGGCCAGGAGCUCCCCAACACCAAGCAGACCGACCUGGCCUUCAAGCAGGACUGGCACUUCCAUCUGACCAAGAGUGCCCCGUUCACCCCCAUGGAGGGUCAUAAGUACAUCUGCAGGGUUACUCAUGGGACAGUCCAAAAAGACUACGCCUGGGAGUCGAACAUGUAGAUGUGGUGGAGUCCUGGAGGCAGGCCUUGACCUCCAGUAGUUUGUUCAGCUUCAGCAUCCGUCACAUCUCCACCCACAAACAUCACAGCGCCUCCACCCGGCUUCUCCGCUCUCCUUCCACUCCGCUUGCUGUUAGAAUCAUCUCAUGGUGAUUGGGAAUCUAACCUGUAAAACCAGAAACGUGUCUUUACCGACGCCCUGCAGGUCCAAAUAGAUCUGAGGGAAUUUUUUCUUAAACUUUGCAUUAAGAAAAAAAUUACUUUGCUUAAAACUCCAAUAAAAAGUUCAAAUAACCAAUAAAUGAUUUUCUAUCUUUUGGACACAUCAGGUUUUACAGGGUGAAGAUUAAAUGUUAAUUAUUAAAUGUUUGGUUGUAGCUUGUGUACUUAUCUGUAAUUUAACUGUUUAUAUUGCAUUUAACUCCCAAAUGAUAAAAUCCUGAUGUGGACUUUUCAUUACAAACUUCCUUUUGUUUAAUUUUUUAUAUUAAUCACAUGGAUUUGUAAAAAUGUGGUCAGGGGUUUUCUAUCCACACUAGAUGGAGGGCUUCUCAUUGUUUUGAUUCAUUUAUGUUAAUAAAAAUGUUUGACCCUCCAAUAAAUAAUCUCCUGUAAA